Messenger RNA from Rubroshorea leprosula, 1982 nucleotides. The record is from the annotation of a GenBank genome assembly. Lineage: Eukaryota; Viridiplantae; Streptophyta; Magnoliopsida; Malvales; Dipterocarpaceae.
GGCCACCCCUCAAGCCGAUUUUCUAAGAACAUGUGGCUUUUGUCAAAUGGAAAUUUUAGGGUAUUACGAAGGGUUUGUCUAAAUUCUUGAGGGUAUUAAUUAAGUAUAUAAUAAAUAUAUUUUUUAUAAUUAAUUUAUAUAAAAAUAAAAAAUUAAUUUUUAUUUUAAUAUUAUUAUAUAAAUAAUUUUAAUUAAUUAAAUUUAAAUUGAUUUUUAUUAUUUUUUAUAUAAAUUAAUUAUAAAAAAAUAUAUUUAUUAUAUAUUUGAUUUGUACUCUAAAGACAUUAAAUAAAAAAAAAUAAUUACCCCACCAACAAAAAAGGAAAGGGGUGUUCAAUUGGAAAGAUGUCCAUGUCUAACCAAAAAUACAGAGCACAUACACGUAUCUUGCAGAAACAAUUGGACUUGGUCAACGGUUCGGGCUUAUGGAGCAACAAUAAGAGGAUAAAUUAUAGCAACCACCACCACAAGCUGUUCAACUUAUAAGAGAGGUGUAAUUAGCACUUCCAUUUGGAAAGGAAGAGACAACACUGAGAAGUUCAUAAGCAGUUGAUUGAUGGGGGAUGAACAUGAAGCAACUGAUCGUCUCGCCACUCGGAUAGAUGAAAAGCUUCCAUCAUUUUCAACAGUUUCAUUGCCAAUGUGUUUCAAAGUACCUAAUCUACUACGCCAGACAAAUGAAAAGGCCUACGAACCUCAAAUAAUCUCAAUCGGACCUUAUCAUCAUGGAAAAGAUCAUUUGAAAGGCAUGGAAGCGCACAAAAUGUUUUAUCUAAAUAGGCUCCUUCAAAGAAGAGGGGAGACUGGUGUGCGUAAAUAUGUGAUGGCUUUGAAAGAUAAGGAAGAAAAGAUUCGCAAAUGCUAUGCAGAACCUCUGAUUCAUAAUAUUGAUGGAGAUGCACUUGUAGAAAUGAUGCUCCUUGAUGGCUGCUUCAUCAUUGAGAUAAUCCGCAAGUAUCAGACUUGGAAUUGUGGAGAACUCCGAGAAAGGAAUGAUAAUUUUCCAAAUUUCAACGUGGUAAGCAUAGCCUGUGAUUUAUUACUGGUGGAAAAUCAGCUGCCUUUCUUUGUACUAUCAGAGCUGUUUCAUAUGACUCGAGAGCCUAAUCAAGAGAAUGUUCAUGGCUUCAUUCUAACGGCCCUAGAUUUCUUCUCUAGAGUGAUGCCAGGCUGCGGAAAUGGAAUUGAACCACCUUUUGUAAUCUCUGACCAAAUUACCAAGUAUCUACUCGGCUUAGUGCUUGAUAGCUGGGUUCCUUCGGCUGAAGCAAGACUAAAUUACAACCAAAGUUCAGAAGAAUAUGGUGGAUGGAAUUUUAAACGUAGUGCAAUAGAGCUCCGAGAAGCAGGAAUCAAGUUCAAGAAGAUGGAUAAUGAGAAGAGCUUCUUUGAUAUUAAGUUUGAGAACGGUGUACUGUGGAUACCAACCAUAGAAAUGUAUGAUUAUACAGACUCCAUCCUUCGUAAUUUUAUUGCCCACGAACAAAGCCACAACAAGCACCCAAGGUAUGUCACUGAUUAUGUCACAUUCAUGGAUUGCUUGAUUAACACCAGGAAUGAUGUUGAGUUACUCCGUCAGUCUGGAAUUAUUGUUAAUGGGUUAGGUGAUGAUGAGGAUGUUGCCACCAUAUUCAACGGGCUAUGCGACUCAAUUGUGUUUUCCAACGAGAACUUCUAUUCGGAGAUAAUUAAUAAUGUGGAGAAAUAUUCUGGUAGUAAGUGGAAUUUAUGGAUGGAAAACUUAAAGCACAAUUACUUCAACACUCCAUGGGCAUUGAUUUCGUUCCUUGCUGCUGUUUCCUUGCUCAUACUUACGGUUGUACAAACCAUAUAUUCUCUUCUUUCUUAUUAUAAUACUGUCAAGUUGUUUUCUUAGAGCUUAAAUAAGUGAAGCUAAAAGCUAACAUGAAAAUGUAGUCAUUUGAGCAUCUGACUGCUUGUAAUGUAGUUUGUAUGCAGAUUACUAAAAACCUUGCCAGGAU